Conger conger (European conger) is the source of this 7620-nucleotide messenger RNA. RefSeq names its product solute carrier family 5 member 3b (gene slc5a3b). The record is from RefSeq and is a predicted model, not a curated record. Gene Ontology annotation, biological process: transmembrane transport; inositol metabolic process; myo-inositol transport. The transcript is spliced from 2 exons. Gene Ontology annotation, cellular component: plasma membrane. Lineage: Eukaryota; Metazoa; Chordata; Actinopteri; Anguilliformes; Congridae. Gene Ontology annotation, molecular function: D-glucose:sodium symporter activity. The coding region runs from base 1108 to 3273 and encodes 721 amino acids.
ACGGUUCCAUACAGAUGAGUUGCCCUUCAGCAUCGCAAAUGCUGGACGAGAGCAUUAACGUUAAGCAACGUGCUUCCAAGUCAAGUAGUCUACUGCGUUGUUCAUCAAUCGUUACGCCAGUUACCGAAUGGACCUGCCCAUCAUAUUAAUAACAACUGUUUUAGUAAGAUAAAAUGGUAAGUGUGAGAGGUUUUACCAUUAAUAUCUAAGAAGCGGGCUCAGAUUAAUUCACAAGAUAAAGAGCGCAGAAGGCUGCAGCUGGUGAAGAGACUAAGGAAUGAAAGAAAUGUGGGAGUAGACUUGCUAGCUAGCUCGCUUGUUACAAUGACAUGUGGAUCAAGGUGGUAUGUAGCCGACUCUCGCCAGAGUGCUUACACGGUAACAAUUUAACAAGGAUGAUGCUCUUAUGAUCUAGCCAAUGUUACGCAGCUACUUUUUUGUCGAUGGCGCAGUAUAACGUUUACUUAGGUUGCCAGUAGGCGGUUCCAGUUGAAGCGACUUCAUUAAUCUCAAAAUGAAAACGGAAAAGAAGGCGUACGCGAUGUUAUCACAGAUGUGAAAUAGCCAAGUAAAACAGAAAACUGGCAAAUGUGGCCUACAUUACUCAAAUUAAAACCGCAAAAGCAAAUUGGCUAAUUGAACACGAAAACACGAAGUUAGUUAUCCUAGAUACUCAGUCACAAAUGACAAGUUCGUAUGUUGAACAUUGUAAGCUAAAUAGACUAGCAGUAUUGAAGGAAGAUUCUGGAAUGUUUUGUGACGCUCAAACGAAAUUAUGGAAUUCGAAUCUGAAACAUCGCAUGCUUUUCUGAUGUGAUUGCACCUGAACAUUAGCACAUAGCCUACCGCGAUCUUUAAAAUGAAUUUAACUCUAGGUAUUACUAAACCAGUCACCAACAGCGUCCCCAAAAAUAUUCCCUGUGCAUCACCUGAGUACAUGGGCAGUGGAUUAUCUAACCAAAAUUUUGUUUUUAAAAUUUGACCUGACUGUGGAUUCUGCAGUUUCCAUCCAGACAGCAAACCAAAGGAUAAAAGCAUUCUGACCAGGCGUCGAUCCUUUUAAAGUUUUAGGUGUGUAAGUAGGUGUGUUUUCAUCUAUUUUGAAUCAUGAAAAAAAUGGGCCCAGCACUGGAGGCACCUGAUAUUGCUGUUGUGGCACUUUAUUUUGUAUUGGUGGUGGCCAUUGGCUUGUUUGCCAUGUGCAAGGCCAACCGAAGUACCGUGAGUGGGUACUUUCUUGCUGGACGCUCAAUGACCUGGGUUGUCGUCGGCGCAUCGCUGUUUGUCAGUAACAUUGGUAGUGAGCAUUUUAUCGGCCUGGCAGGAUCUGGAGCAGCAAGUGGGUUUGCGGUGGGGGCCUGGGAGUUCAACGCCUUGCUACUCCUGCAGGUUUUGGGUUGGGUCUUCAUCCCUGUCUAUAUCCAAUCGGGUGUGUACACCAUGCCUGAGUACCUGUCCAAGCGUUAUGGUGGGAAUCGUCUGAAGGUGUAUUUUGCCGCCCUCUCCAUCCUACUCUACGUCUUUACCAAGCUGUCCGUGGACCUGUACGCUGGGGCACUGUUCAUGCAGGAGUCUCUGGGCUGGAACCUCUACCUGUCCAUCAUUCUGCUAAUCAGCCUGACCGCCCUGCUGACCAUCACAGGUGGGCUGGUCGCGGUCAUCUACACCGACACCCUCCAGGCAGUGCUUAUGAUUGCCGGGGCGAUGACCCUGACAGUCAUGGGCCUGGUGAAGGUUGGGGGUUUGGAAGGGGUGCGGACGAAGUACAUGCAAGCCACACCAAAUGUUACUGCCAUUCUGGAAGGGAGCAACUUAACCUACACUAACACCUGCCGCAUCCACCCCAAGCCACAGUCACUCAAAAUGCUCCGCGACCCCCUGGAUGAAGAUAUCCCAUGGCCUGGAUUCCUACUUGGCCAGACCCCUGCCUCCAUCUGGUACUGGUGCACUGAUCAAGUCAUUGUUCAGCGGGUGCUGGCAGCCAAGAACAUCGCCCAUGCUAAGGGCUCGACCUUAAUGGCGGGUUGUUUGAAGAUCCUGCCCAUGUUCAUUAUCGUCAUCCCUGGGAUGAUCUCCCGCAUCCUAUUUGCAGACGAACUGAUCUGCAUCAGCCCGGAGCACUGCAUGCAGGUGUGUGGGAGCCAGGCGGGCUGUUCCAACAUUGCCUAUCCUCGUCUAGUCAUGAACAUUAUGCCAGUGGGUUUGCGUGGACUGAUGAUGGCGGUAAUGAUUGCCGCCCUGAUGAGCGACCUGGACUCCAUCUUUAACAGCGCCAGCACCAUCUUCACUCUGGAUGUGUACAAGAUGCUGCGGAAGAACUCCUCUUCCAGGGAGCUGAUGGUGGUGGGCAGGCUCUUUGUGGUCUUUAUGGUGGUCAUCAGCAUUGCCUGGGUGCCUGUCAUCAUUGAGAUGCAGGGGGGUCAGAUGUAUCUGUACAUCCAGGAGGUGGCCAACUAUCUCACCCCUCCUGUCGCCACCCUGUUUCUACUGGGUGUCUUCUGGAAGCGCUGUAAUGAGGCUGGUGCCUUCUGGGGGGGGAUGACCGGCUUCACCUUGGGGACCACCCGUCUGUUUUUGGCCUUCAUCUACCGGGAACCUCCUUGUGACCAGCCUGACAGACGACCUGCCUUCAUCAAGGACAUCCACUACAUGUACGUGGCAGCUGGGCUGUUCUGGAUCACAGGGCUGGUCGCAGUUGUGGUCAGCCUCUGCACGCCUCCCCCAAGCAAGGAGCAGGUCCGAACCACAACGAUGUGGGGGCUUCAUCACAGGGAGAAGCUGCCAGUGAAGGACAAAGAGGAUGUCUACAAGUUGACUGAAAAAAGCCCAGUGCACUGUAAUGGAACUAGCAACAAGCGCAAGGAGCUGCCACCAGACCUCAAGAAAGAUAAGUGCCUGGAUGAAGCAGACAUCAAGCUGCUAGUCACCACCCCAGAAGACUCGACGACCCCAGAAAACUCGAUGACCCCCAGCACGGAGGUCACUACACCCAUCGAUCACUACGGGAACGGCCAGGUAGGACUGGUGCACGAGGACAGUCCUGAAGAUGCCAGCGGAGCCAUCGGGGGCAAUGGGAAGUUCGCAAAAGUCUUGGAAUUUUUAUGUGGCUACAAGGAAUCUGCUGCCAAAGACCAGCCCAAGACUCCUGAGGAGGAAGAGCGCCUCAUUACGGAGAUGCUCUAUGAGUCCCCUAAAACUAAACUGUUACUCAACUUGGGGCUUGUAAUAGUGUGUUCUCUGGGCAUCUUCAUGUUUGCCUAUUUCUCCUUGUAGUUGCAGACCCUACCUGGAAUGGGCAAGAAUAGGCGUUGGGAAAAUUGUGAAGAGGUGUUCAGCUCUUUGGGGUCUGUAAUAUUUACAGUUUUUGUAGCUAGGUGGAUUAUUUCAAAGCAGUCAUUUGAAUAAUUGGUGGGGAAAAAAUGGACAUUUGUUCCUUUGCAUUUGGUUACAAUUCCAUGAACCCCGAGAACAACUACGUUUUUCACCUCAAAGAGGAGAGGAUGGGUGUAGCUACUAAAAUGUAUCUUUUAUACUCUGCAUUAUCAAAAAAAAAAAAAACAUUUUUGAAAGGAGUUUAUUUUUAAUGAUGACGGUGAUUUAUUAUUGAAUGUUUAUUGAAGUAUAAUUUUAUCUGGAAACUUAUUUAAACUUAAAUUGGCCUUCUAUUUUCUCUUGAGAUUUAUUGUAGCACUGAUUUGUUUUCUUUUAUAAGCCAAACUUUGUCUUUAAGCAAGUCUCUGAGCUGCAGUGUUUUUUUUGUUUUGUUUUGGAGCCACUAAUGGCAAUUGAUUUAUUUUGUAAGUGUACAUUGUCUUGUAAGUGUACAGAGACUGGGGUUUGGAUGGUAUAGUUGGUUUUCCAUUUUCAAUUUGUGUGGACCAUUCUAACCAAUCCCUCUUUUGUUUUUUGCUUUUUCUUUGAUCUGCUGUGCUUUUGAGUGGUACACAUACAUUUUAGAUCUGUAAAUCUGUUUGCAUCAGUCUAAAUGUAUUCUAUUGUCCAAAAACAAUUACUAUGCUGUUAUUACAUAGUAUGUGUGCAGAGGUCUAAAGACCCCCCAAAAAACUUUAUAGAUUGCAGGGAUCGCAACAGUGCUGUUAUGCCCAGCUUUCUAUACUUUUUAGAACAAGCACAAGGUGUUAUUCAUGUUCCAUUUUGUGACUCUGUGUUAAUUGUAAUUUAGAUGUUAAAGAGGCUAUGGACAUAACCAACAAAAUGAAUGUCAUUUUUAACAUGGCAAAAAGAAGCAAAAUAUUUGUUUGGUAAGCUUUAAUAGUGAUCUGUUUGUUCCAAAUAGAUAAUUAUGUAUUUGCUAUUGAAAAAAUAUUGUGAAAACAGCACUUUCAUACAAUGACUGCUCAGCAACCUGUAUUUAUUAAGCCCCCCCAAUUAUGAAAUGAACAAAACUUAAAACUAAAUAAUUAAUAUGAUGUAUAUAUCUGCUAAAGAACAAAAAGAACACCUUUAAAAAAAGAACCUGAAUCUGACCGCCAAAGAGAACUGACAGUUACAGCUGCAGGAAUAUUAUGUGGAAGUAAAAAUUACAACUCUGAUAUUUUCAUGAAAUAUGCAUACACAGCACUUGUGUGGAUGUCUCGCCCCAUUCUAAUGUAAUGGAAUAGAAAUGUAACUUGUGCAUUAUAGAAUGUAUGUCCUUUACAUGUUUGUAUUUCUCACUGUGAAUGUGAUUUUACUGUUGGUUUAUAUAUAAAUAUAUAUUUAUAUACACUCAGUGAGCUAUUUAUUAGGUAGACCUGUACACCAGCUUGUUAAUGCAAAUAUUUAAUCAGCCAAUCAUCUGCCAGCAACUAAAUGCAUAAAAGCAUGCAGAUGUGCAUUCAGCUGUUCAGCUGUUGUUCAAACCAAAUGUCAGAAUGGGGAAGAAAUGUGGUCUAAGUGACUUUGACUAUGGAAUGAUUGUUGCCAGCCAGGGUGGUUUGAGUGUCUCAGAAACUGCUGAUCUCUUCUGGGUCUCUAGGGUUGUUGUGGAAUGGUGUGAGAAACCAAAAAUACCCAAUGGGCAGUAGUUCUGUGGGAUGCGUUGUUAAUGACAGGAGUUAGAGGAGAAGGGCCAGAUUGGUCGAAGCUGACAGGAAGGUGACAGUAAUGCAUUAACAACACAUUACAACAGUGGUAUGCAGAAGAGCAUCUCUGAACACACAAUGCAUCAGACCUCUAAAUGGAUAGGCUACAGCAGCCAAAGACUUAUAUCUAUUCGGUAUUUAUUAUAUUGUCUAAAAGAAAUUACUGUGCUGUUAUUACAUCGUUUGUGAGCAGAGGUCUAAAGACCCCAAAAAAGCCUUUAAAGUGCUCACUGAGUGUAUAUACUGUACAUAUGCACAGAACCUUCCUGUGCUCUGGCAAGCCAAUGUAUGAUUGUAGAAAGGGCUGCCUAUUACUUUUAAUGGGAUGUAAUUGGUUUGUAUUCUUAUAAGCUGCCUCAUUCAUGAUGGUGGAGGUGUGAUUUGUGAACGUGAAGCCAAUUCAUCAUUUAACUCCAAAUGUUCAGCUUCAUUCUCUGUUACAGCCUGGGAAGUGCUUGCACACUGCAUAUACUUGUCAGCCGCCCAGGUAGACAUUCAGUGUAUAUGUGAAACAUCCUGCUCCCCCCACCAAUUAUAAAAAUGACUAUUUUCCGACAGCUUUUGUCCUUCAGAAAAAUGAAGCACUGAGUAAUUGUAUGCUGCUUGCAACAUAAUCUGAAGUCUGUGGGUGAAACCAAACGUGGUGGCCAUUUUGUACAUAUUAGUGGGCUUCUCCCACCUAUGUCAGAGAGCACCAUUUUUUUUGAACCAUUGUUGGAGAACAUGACCUCAAUACCUACCUUUGAUGUGCUUCCUGCGAAUGCAGGUCUGUUAACACAACUGCAGUCCAUUGGCGCCACCACACUAAAUGAAAGAAAUAAAAUAAAAUUGGGUUUUCUGAUGAAACUCCCAAGAGACAUAGGAAGCUUAAUACAUGGUAAUUUAAUUGUUCUUGGUUUUCGUAAAUUCCUAUUAUGAGUGUUUCUUUGAAAGAAUUAAUCGCAAGACUGUCGCUCUUGUUGUGGCACUUGUGGAGGUGCAAUCUAUGAUUUAUUAACACAUUUCUGAAAAAGAAAAACACUGAGAUAAAAAUCAGUUGAGAUCCCAUGUUGGUUUACUGGGAUGCCCCACUUACUUGCUGUGCAAAUACUUUUAAUUCCUGUGGGAACCUAAUUUGAGUGUCUAUCAUUCUGAAUGCACUGUAUUCAAUGGAAGUGAUGAUAGUCCUGGUUCUGUCAAUUUUGUGUUCUGUAAAAGGCAUAAACUUCUGGCCUUAAGAAAUAUUUAAAUGUAUUUUUUUAAACAGAAAGCUCCCUCUGCAAUCAGAAACAGUGUAUAAGUAGGGAAAAACAUUAUUUAAAUUUGCUAUGAAGAAAUGACUUAUACAGGAGCGCAAAGCUGCCUGUUGCUCGGUGGUCCUUAUGUGCACGGUUACCAGGGACCUGAGGUUCCCAAGAUCAGCUAGCAGGUGUUCUCCUGUAUGUUUAAAGCACCUAUGGUGGUGGCAUUCUGAAGGGUGCCUCCCUGUGUCUCUGGAACCUGCUGGAUGAGCAGGUUUUCAAAGUUGCGUCAUGACAUUCUUGGAAUUCCAAUAAUGCCAAUGUCCUACAGAAAACUGUCACUGAAAGAGCCAACUGCUUCAUUGGUGUCACGGUUUUUCCUGGGUUCAGUUUCGAUUUAUUCAUGUAAUUACAUAUGACAAUUCCUUAUGAAUAAUUAGAGUUAAAGUUUUGAUAUUGAUUAGCUGGCUUAUGGCUUAAAAUGGAUCCAUACAGUAGUUCUGUUCUCCUGGAAAACCUGAAUUAUGUUUUGACACUGUCAUUAUUGACUUUCAGCUGAUCAAAUAAUAUUUUCACCAUGAAAGAGGAAUUAAAACAAUGGUUUUUGGUAUAAAUUCAGUAACAUGAUCUAUAAUUGGACUCAAUGAAUUCAAUCUGUGGGAAAAAAUGCUUCUGCUUAUUGUUCCCACGGUGAAAGGAACCCUAAUGACAAUUGUAUGUGAAUUUUAAUGUUUUAAUUCCCAACAUCAUGUAUUGGAGACUUUCCCAGUUUUGAAAUAGAAUAUUAUGACUCGUAAAGGAUAAAUUAGUUAUCAUCCACAGUAGACAUUUAAAGGCAGCUAUAUGUUGUCUUCAUUAUUUGGAUUAAUGAUCAUGUUGCAGAUAAAUAUUGUAAGUUAAUUGUGUGAUGGUCUUGAGAGGUAGCUAGUUCAUAAAAAAUGUACAAAAAUCUUUUGUUUUCUUUAUUUUUACUGUUUUAAUUAUUAUUGUUUCUACGACUAUUUGCUGAGGCCUGUGUUGAUGCAUAAAUGCAGCCUUUUGCCAUGUCCCUGUCCCACCCAGUUUAAACAGUGGUCUCAUUGAAGACCUAGAAAUUCAGGACACUUAUUUUAAUUUUGUUUAAUGAGGUUUACAACAAACAUAUCAGUUAGGUUCACCAAUACUGAUCAUGCCCAGGACAAGUGUUUUCCCUUUGAAAAAUGUACAUUGUACAGUGUGAAAGGGCUCAUCAGUGUGGAGGGAAAUAUCUAAAUGCUUUAUUUUGGAAAUACAAUAUCUGUAAAAUGUAUUGGUUUAAAAUAAAUGCAUAAAAUGUU